AUGCUACCGCCAAAGCCAACUCCACUACUAACAAGGCGUGCGACAUCAAACAGAGAUCGUGAAGAAGGGCAUAGACGUCUAGUACACGAUUAUUUUGCGGACAAUUGUAUCUACCAACCUAGAGAUUUCAAAAGAACAUUUCGUUUGCGAAAAAAUAUGUUUCAACAGAUAGUCAUUGCAUUCGAAAGCAGGUAUGAAUUAUUCCAAAUGAGGUAUGAUGCAAGAGGUAAACGAGGUUUUACAGGGUUGCAAAAAUGUGUUGCUGCAAUCGAGCUCAUGGCUAUGGGGGAGUCGCCCGAUUCCAUUGAUGACUGUAUGCGAAUGUCGGAGCGAAUUGCACGAGAAAAUUUGUAUAGAUUGGCGAGAGGUGUUAUCGAAAUCUUCGGUGCAAAUACUUGCGCAAACCUUCAUUGA
Lactuca sativa (garden lettuce) is the source of this 414-nucleotide messenger RNA. The record is from RefSeq and is a predicted model, not a curated record. NCBI's taxonomy places the organism in Eukaryota, Viridiplantae, Streptophyta, Magnoliopsida, Asterales, Asteraceae.